Coregonus clupeaformis (lake whitefish) is the source of this 2340-nucleotide messenger RNA. Its product is annotated as protein C-ets-2-like. The record is from RefSeq and is a predicted model, not a curated record. Gene Ontology annotation, biological process: regulation of transcription by RNA polymerase II; cell differentiation. Gene Ontology annotation, cellular component: nucleus. The transcript is spliced from 10 exons. Lineage: Eukaryota; Metazoa; Chordata; Actinopteri; Salmoniformes; Salmonidae. Bases 214 to 1602 code for a protein of 462 amino acids. Gene Ontology annotation, molecular function: sequence-specific DNA binding; DNA-binding transcription factor activity, RNA polymerase II-specific.
CUGGAUACGCUCGUCACACAGACACACGAAGAAACAAGACUGCAUUGUUUUGAUUUUACAUUGUUAGUGUAUCUGGAAAGUAGGCUACAAAUAAUAAAAGACAGUAUAGGCCUGCGAACAUAUAACAUUGAAUAGGAUAAUUUUUCCAUAUCGAAAAGGAUUACAAUUUGCUGUUUUAAGGAGCCGCCGAUCAAUUCAACAGGUAGAUUCCUGAUGUGUGACCUCAGCAUGGACCAAGUGGCCCCCCUGUCCACUGGCUACCGCUCCAGCCUCAAGCGGCAGGCAGCAUUUGACCUGUUUGAAGAUCCCAUGUCUCUGUUCUCUGGAUACUUCCUCCCCUCAGACGAUGAGCAGUCUCUUCAGGAGGUGCCCUCUGCCCUCAACUGUUUCUCACACGACAUGGGCUCCUGCUCUGUUCCCCUGUUGACCCCGUGCAGUAAGGCAGUGAUGAGUCAGGCCCUGAAGGACAGCUUCAGUGGCUUCUCCAAGGUCCAACGCUGCUAUGGCAUCUCCAACAACCUUCGUAAGUGGACCAAGCAGCAUGUGAUGAAGUGGCUCCACUGGGCGGCCAGUGAGUUCAGCCUGGCCAACGUCCACUUCUUUAAGUUUGACAUGAACGGCCAGGAGCUGUAUGACCUGGGUAAGGAGAGCUUCCUGGACCUGGCCCCAGACUUCGUGGGCGACAUCCUGUGGGAGCACCUGGACCAGAUGAUGAAAGAGUGUCAAGAGAGAGAAGAACCCAUAAGCCUCAGCAGUGUUGUGCCCUCAGGAACCAACUGGAUGAGCUCUAGCGGCUUCAGUCUGGAGGAGACCCAGUGCGCCCUGCAGGUGCCUGACAACAGCGACAGUCUGCUGAGAGAGCUGUUUAAGACCUCAGACAAGACCGCCCUGCUGACUCCAGAUCAGGAGUUCUCCAUGUUCUCCAAGCCCCAGCUGAGCACGGUCAACGUCAGCUACGUCAGCAGCAACCCAGGUGCAGGGCAGCUCUCCAAAGCCUUCUUGUCCCAAGACCAGAGUUUGUGUUCAUUGGAGAGUGUGGACAGCUUCGAGGGGCCAGAGUCCAUGCUGCACUCCUGGGGCAGCCAAUCCUCCCUGGCGGACAACCAGAGGGUGCCGUCCCACGACAGCUUUGAGGACGAGUACAAUAGCAGCACACUGAGUCUGGGGAAGCAGGGCCUGUCCUUCAAGGACUACAUCCAGGAGAGGAACGAGCCUGUGGAAUUGGGAAAGCCUGUCAUAGCUGCUGCCGUGCUGGCUGGCUUCACUGGAAGUGGUCCUAUCCAGCUGUGGCAGUUCCUGCUGGAGCUCCUGACUGAUAAGAGUUGUCAGGCCAUCAUCAGCUGGACCGGAGACGGCUGGGAGUUCAAACUCACCGACACAGAUGAGGUUGCUAGACGCUGGGGCCGCAGGAAGAACAAGCCCAAGAUGAAUUACGAGAAGCUGAGCCGUGGCCUGCGAUACUACUACGACAAGAACAUCAUCCACAAGACCUCGGGCAAGCGCUACGUCUACCGCUUCGUCUGCGACCUGCAGAACCUUCUGGGCUACUCUGCCGAAGAGCUCCACAUCAUGCUGGGGGUCCAGCCUGACACUGAGGAUUGAAUCAACUGCCGUUUUAUCGAAAGGGAAGGGGUUGGAGAUGGAGUCAAUGGGGCUUCACUACCCCAACCUAGCAAAAGUUGCUAAUGGUACAGGCCACCUGAAGGUCAUUUCUGGUCAUUAAACAGGUGGCACUGAGUGAUGUGCACUGACAGUCACUACACUGGUGGGCAGGCAGUGAGCAUCUCUAAUUUGGAGCGGUAGCUCCUGUCUUGGCUCUUGUGCCAUUAAUGUGCAUCGUUGUGCAAGCUUUGGUUGAGAGGGGUGCCAGAAUUUAAAUCAAGCGUUCCCUCUGGGUGAAAGUGUUGUUGUGCAAAUUGUAAUGGAUAAGCUCUGUAUCCAUCUGCAAAGUGGAAAGCAUUUGAUUGCACAGAUGAUAAUGGCGAUCAAUGUAACAUAUCAGAUUUUUUCAUUCAAGCCUGAUACUCAGCAAGUGUGGUGUUUACAGAGUCUGAACAGUGGACAUUUUGACAUACUGUGAAUGAUCUUGGGGUUACUAAAUGAGAACGCUUUUGAGGUGGCAGCUCCAGUGCCUUAAGGCUAGGCACCACACCCUCAUAGGGUAAUUUUCACAAUCAACUUUUACCAGUUGAAUGUAGAUACAAAUGUAAUCCUUUUUUGUAUUACAAUUAUUCUGAAAUAUUUUAUUCAAAUAUACAAACGAGGCAAUAUCUCAAUAUCUCAUAUUUCCAUAUCAUGCAAAUCAAUUUUUCUGGACACUGGAUAAAGUACAUUUAAAUA